AUGCUGGUGUGCCUCGCUGCACUCACAGUGGUAGUUGAGGAUUCACAGGCGAUCACAGCAGGGUUCGUAGGGAAUGCCAUACAUGUCAACCCCGAUUCAAGAGGUGCUGGUCGAGCCCGACGUGUGCGAGACUGGGCUGUUUGCUCUGCAUGCAAGCUUUAUGUUCUUCCAGGAGACCCUAGAGCGUCCCUCGCCGCGGAGAAGUUGCGGGAUCAACUAGGCGAGUGCGAUGUAGUCUUCGAUGCUCCAGCAACGUGCAACGAGGCCUCUGUGUUCUUCGGGGAAGAUGGGCGUAUGGAGCUUUUGAGAGAGAAGGAGAAAGCUGGAGCGGGAUUUCGAAGCGAUCUCCCAGAUGUUCUCCAGAAUCUCUGCUCUUCUUCUACACUUCAGCGUGACCCCUUGGUCAAGUCCCUUGGGAAAAACGUUGGACGGAGCUUGAGUAUCGUGGAUGCCACCGGGGGCUUUGGGCAUGAUUCAUUGCGAAUGGCGUGCUCAGGACAUAACGUGACAUGCUUGGAGCGGGACCCCGUGGUCUACUCGUUCCUUGCUGACAGUAGGAUGGAAGCCAAGGGAGGGUCCCUUCACCUCCUCAACUCCGAGGCAAUGAGCUGGCUGCGAGCGGCUGUCGAGGAGGACGUGAAAGUCGACAUCGUGUACUUGGACCCCAUGUUCCCUUCCAGCAAGCACAAGUCUGCCCUCCCAAAGCGCCGGAUGCAGUGGCUGAGGGAGUACUUGGGACCAUCUGCAGCAGCCACUCCCCAGGCCGAGCAGGAGGAGCUUCAGCAGCUGCUCGAUGCAGCCAAGAGGGUGGCAAAGAAGGUGGUCAUCAAGAGGGCAGACGACGGUCCGGUGGUAUCAAACCAGAAGCGCAUAUGA
Messenger RNA from Guillardia theta CCMP2712, 876 nucleotides. RefSeq lists its product as hypothetical. The record is from RefSeq and is a predicted model, not a curated record. Gene Ontology annotation, biological process: rRNA methylation. The coding region runs from base 1 to 876 and encodes 291 amino acids. Lineage: Eukaryota; Cryptophyceae; Pyrenomonadales; Geminigeraceae. Gene Ontology annotation, molecular function: rRNA (guanine-N2-)-methyltransferase activity. The transcript is spliced from 7 exons.